Morus notabilis is the source of this 1189-nucleotide messenger RNA. RefSeq names its product oxygen-evolving enhancer protein 2, chloroplastic. Gene Ontology annotation, cellular component: photosystem II oxygen evolving complex; photosystem II; extrinsic component of membrane. The transcript is spliced from 4 exons. Bases 168 to 962 code for a protein of 264 amino acids. NCBI's taxonomy places the organism in Eukaryota, Viridiplantae, Streptophyta, Magnoliopsida, Rosales, Moraceae. Gene Ontology annotation, biological process: photosynthesis. Gene Ontology annotation, molecular function: calcium ion binding. The record is from RefSeq and is a predicted model, not a curated record.
UCACAUAUCAAACGUAGCAACAUCCAAAAGGGCCAUUUCCCUGGCUGACAUUAGCCCAAUAUACCACACAUUUUCUCUCCGCUCAUUAAAACUUUGCUUCGACACAAACAAUAAGCUUUGCAAAAACUAGCUGAGCUUCUUGGUCUUAUUCUUAUUAUUUUGACAAUAUGGCCUCCACCUCUUGCUUUCUUCACCACCACGCUCUCACCGCCGCGGCUAGAUCCUCCUCCUCCUCGUCGCAGCGACAAUUGGUCGGCAAUGUUAGGCCGGCUCAGUUGAUUUGCCGGGCUCAGAAGCAGGCCAUAAAUGACGAAGAUGGCAGCGCCAUGUCUCGCCGUUUGGCCCUCACUAUCCUCUUUGGUGCUGCUGCCCUUGGCUCCAAGGUUUCCCCUGCUGAUGCUGCCUAUGGAGAAUCUGCCAACAUAUUUGGAAAGCCAAAGACAAACACAGACUUCUUGCCAUACAAUGGAGAUGGAUUCAAGCUGUCCAUUCCCUCAAAGUGGAACCCAAGCAAAGAAGUGGAAUACCCAGGCCAAGUCCUUAGGUAUGAGGACAACUUUGACUCCACCACCAAUGUAGCUGUCCUUGUCACCCCAACUGACAAGAAAUCCAUCACUGACUAUGGUUCCCCUGAGGAAUUUCUGUCCAAGGUGGACUAUUUGCUGGGGAAACAAGCCUACUCUGGCAAAACUGAUUCUGAGGGUGGUUUUGACUCAGAUGCCGUGGCAACAGCAAAUAUAUUGGAAAGCUCGACCCCGGUGAUCGGUGGGAAGCAGUACUACUUCUUGUCUGUGUUGACAAGAACAGCUGAUGGAGACGAAGGUGGGAAGCACCAACUGAUCACCGCCUCCGUGAAGGACGGGAAACUCUACAUUUGCAAGGCACAAGCCGGAGACAAGAGGUGGUUCAAGGGGGCUAGGAAGUUUGUGGAGAGCACUGCAAAUUCUUUCAGUGUUGCUUAAGAGUCUAAUCAUGAGCUUGAUGUAUAUGUAAAUCACCUUAAGAUUAUGAUCACGUUUUCUCGUAAGAUCUGUAGUCUAUUUUUCGUUUUCUUUUCUUCUUUCCUUUUGGUUUUGGUUUUUCAGAGUCAAAAUCGGUUUAUCAUAUUUGAGGGAGUUGGUGGGAGUAAUCUUGUGCAUACUGAAACGUUUUACGGUAUAUUUAAGCACCCUCUUCUAAUGAGAUAAAA